Molecule: messenger RNA, 527 nt
Organism: Humulus lupulus (European hop)
Lineage: Eukaryota; Viridiplantae; Streptophyta; Magnoliopsida; Rosales; Cannabaceae
Product: ureide permease 3-like
Exons: 3
Coding region: 15-347 (110 amino acids)
Biological process (GO): nitrogen compound transport
Cellular component (GO): membrane
Molecular function (GO): allantoin:proton symporter activity; uracil:monoatomic cation symporter activity
Source: RefSeq, a predicted model, not a curated record
AUUGGCCUUCUGUGAUGUUUGCAAUGGAAGGAGGGGUGGUACUUAGCCUUGGAAAUCUCUCAACUCAGUAUGCUUGGGCUUUUGUUGGCUUAUCAGUCACAGAAGUGAUCACUGCAAGCAUAACAGUUGUUAUAGGAACAACCUUGAAUUACUUUUUAGACAAUAGAAUUAAUAGAGCCGAGAUCCUUUUCCUUGGCGUUGGCUGCUUCUUGGUUGCAGUUUGCCUUGCUUCUACUGUCAACUCAUCUAAUGCAGCUGAUAAUAGAGAAAAGCUUGAAGGUUUUUCAUCUAAAGAGGGGAGAAAAAUGUCUCUUUCUCCAUCAAUUGGAGGAGAAAAUGAUACUUAAUUUUGAAGGCUUUGUGUUGGGCAGCUGUAGAAUAUUUUGUGCUGAAAGUAGUAACUUUUCAAUAUGUUGUAUAUUUAAGACUACUUGAAUACUUAAAGAACAUUUUGUUGUUGAUGACAAUGUUGAAUGUUUUAAACUAAUUUGUGGAUUGUUAAUACAAUGUUGAAUGUUUUUACUUUU